AUGAUUUACAGUUAUACAAAAUUAAUAAAACAGAUCCAAUUACAAACAUAUCUAGUCAUAAAACACUCUAAUAUGCUAUUUCUUCUAUACUUUGUUACCGCCCGAAACACUCUUAAUAUAAUUACUCUUAUGCACAAUAUUACAGUGUUUCUUAAUAAACCAAGUGAACCAUUAAGUAUGCGCACUUUGUUUUGUGUACAGAUCAAUUUGUGUCAUGACAUAAAUAUUAUGACUUUAUUUUCUUUUAAGAAUGGAUGUGCAUGGAUUGAAUAUUUUUCAUUUGAGUAA
Nematocida parisii ERTm1 is the source of this 288-nucleotide messenger RNA. RefSeq lists its product as uncharacterized. The transcript has a single exon. The coding region runs from base 1 to 288 and encodes 95 amino acids. NCBI's taxonomy places the organism in Eukaryota, Fungi, Microsporidia. The record is from RefSeq and is a predicted model, not a curated record.